AUGCUGUUCAUCAAUGCAAUUGCUCCGACUGGCAAGCUCGGCGCCUGGAACGAGGAAUUCUCUUUCGCAAAGGUGCAGCCGUGCGAUUAUGUCGCUGAGGUCAACGGCGUACCAGGGCUCAAGGACAUGUCCCAGGAGCUCCAGAAGCGUGCGGUGGUGCGUCUCCGGAUUCUGCGCUUCCCGCCAGUCUUUGAGGUCAAGCUGCCAGCUGGGCAGGAGGCCCCGGGACGAGUGGUCGGCCUGAAGUAUGACCCUCCGAUGAAUGACAGGGACACGGGCUUGACGAUCAAAGAUAUAGUACCAGACAGCCGCAUGGAUCACCACAACAGGAGCUGCAUUGAGGGGAGCCGCUUCCACUUGGUGGUGAUGACCGGCUUUCGAAUCGAGGGAGUGAAUGGAGUUCACGGGGCCGGGCAGAAGCUUCAGCGAGCUCUCCUUGAGGCGCGAUCUGGGCCUAUUCAUCUGACGAUCCGCCGGGUUGACAAGCCUCCAGCGGCCGGUCUUCCACGGAAGGCGAUGAACCGAUUCCGCAAUGCGAUGCGAGCCAUGUCCGGGGCGCGCCUGGGUGAUGAGCUGGACACCGGAGCAGCCACCCAUUCGCUGGCCGAGACUCUCCCAGCAGAGGGUUGGGGCCAUGUGCUGAGAAAAGGAGACGCUCGCCAACAGGAGGCAGCGGCCAUCGACAGUUCGGUGGAUUUCGCGGCGACCAUGCCACCGGGAGCUAUGAGAUCGGCAGUCAGGUUCAACAACGAGGUGUCUGUGGCAAAUGCGGAGCGAGAUGUGGUAAGCCCCAUGAUGUCGGAGAUCAUGCACAACUUGGACUACGAUGAUCCCUUCGCGCGCACCGGUAUGUCCAUGAUCUCCAUGACCUCAGACGUCUCCAUGCCGACUACGCCGCAGGUGCCGAACAUCAACCCACUUUCUCCAGGGCAUGCCACAUCCGUGGCCAGUCUCACGCUGACAGAGGGUGAAGGACAGCCAGGUGAAGCUGCAGCAGAGGUGACGAACAACCUCGUGGAUGCUGCUGCUGAGGUGGCCCAGCAAGAAACUCAAAGACUCCAAGCCGGUGCAGAGCAGGCACAGGUUGACAGCGAUGAAGCCGAACGCGAAGCAGACGCUGCCAAGGUGCUGGCAGUGGAGAUGAACAAGCGACAAGCGGCCCUGGAGAAGGCGCUGCAAGAAGAGAUGAUGAAACGGCAAGCGCAAAUGGAGAAGGAGCUCGCAGAAAAGGCAGCACAGCGGCGAGCCCAAAUAGAGCAGGCCUUGGCGGAAGAGGCGCAGCGGAAGCAGGCGGCCCUGGAGCAGGCUUGGGCCGAGGAGGAACGACGCUUGCGGAGCCUCCAGGCCCAGAGAGCCGAAGAGGCCGCAGCAGCUUCGGCCAAAGCCCAGGAGCAGGAGGCGAAGCAGGCCUUGCAUGAGGCCUUGGUUCGCAGCGCGCUGGUUGAGUCGCAGGCAGACGCGAAGGAGAAAGACGACGCAAAGCAAGCUUUCAACGAGGCGUUGGCAUUGGCCAUGAUGGCCAAGGCUCCGAUUGAGGUGCAAGCCAACGAGGGGGAAGAGGUCGAAGUCGACGUGCCCGAGGGUUUGAAGGCUGGGGACGUGUUCCACAUUCUCUGGGAGGGUGAGGAAUACGAGCUUGCCGUCCCAGAGGGUGCCCGCCCUGGAGACCCCAUGCGUGUCCGCCUCACCCACGAAGCUCAGCAGGAUAAGUUGAAAGUCGUCGUGCCGGAAGAUUUCCAGCCAGGGGACUCUCUGAGGGUGGAGAAGGGCGGGAAGAAGUACGAUGUCGUGGUGCCCGAUGACAUGAAACCAGGCGAAAUGCUGGAAAUCGCCGUGGAGGAACAGGCCAGUCAGCCGAAUCUGUCGGGCUUUGGCAACUCGCAACCUUCUGUCAUGCCACCCACGGCGACACAGCCAAGAAAAGAGGUCCGACUAGACAUCCCGAGUUCGCAGAAUUCUUUGGGGGCAGCUUCGCCGAUGGGCGCCCCCUACCUGUCGGGGCUGGGGCCGGCCGCUGGUGCGUCGAGUUCACAACUCGGUCUAGGUCCUUCAAAGACGCUGGGCCCGAACAAUGGCACCCAGAGGCCACCCGACAUGACGAUGAGCUCACUGCAUUUCAGACCUGGGCUUGCGCCCCCGGGCUCGCGUACGAUGGGGCCAGGUGGCUAUCCGCCUCUGAGUUCCUCAGCCUCCUCGCCAUUGCUCGCCAAUGCUGGUGCUGCCACGCUGCCGGGCCGGCGUGGUCCGCAGUCCAUGGCCAUGGCCGGAAUGCGUGCGCAAGGGCCAGGUCUCAUGACGCCGGACGGCUGCUUGCUUUGGGAGGUGAUGGGCUUGGUCGAUUCCCAUGACUUCUUAGCCUCUGCCCCCAACCUGCAGGUGAAGCUUCAGAAAUCAGGGUUGGAGGAUGACGACGAUGAGGCUGACGAGGAGCAGGCCGGACAGGACCAUGUCUUCUCCUUCUAUGACGAGUUGUCUCCGGAGGAGCAGCGGGACCUGGACGACCAGUUUGACCGAAUCAAUGCUCAGGAGUUUGAGAACGCUUGGGUGCACGGAGCAGAUGAGACCAGCUUUGCAGAGCAGGGCAUCCAAACCGUGCCCCCAUGCCUGAUGAACUGGGAUCUUAAGAGACCGCCAAAGCUGCAGCCUGGUGCCAACAUCACCAAGCUUACAGACGUCAGUGAGCGCAAAUGGACCGCCUGGCAAACGCUAGGCCUUGAGAUGUAUUCUCGUGACAGGGUAGCCAUCGUGAUCAUGUCCGGCGGGAAAGACUCUCGCAUUGGUGGGCAGAUUCCGAAGGGUGCUUUGGAUGUGGGGCUCUUGUCUCACAAGUCAAUCUUCCAGCUUUACAUCGAGAGAAUAAGAAGGCUGCAGCACCUGGUCCAACGGAAAUUCAAAAAAGCCGUUUACAUUCCUGUGUACAUAAUGUGCAACCGUGAUAACAAAGAGAUCAUCGAAGACUUCUUCCGUGAGAACGAGUUCUUCGGUAUCAGAGAGCAGGAUGUCUUGUUUUUCACGCAGGGCGACUAUCCAAUCUGCGACAAACGCGGGAAAUACCUGCUCGAAGAAAAGCACAAGAUCGCGGUUAAUCCGAAUGGCAACGGCGGCAUUUUUAAAGCCUUGGUGGAGGAGGGCAUGGUGUCCGACAUGAAGAGCAGGGGUGUAACUAGCAUUUACGUCUGCAGCAUCGACAACGUCCUGGCGAAGGUCGGAGAUCCUGUUUUCAUCGGCUUCUGCGAUACCUGCAAGGCCGAUGCAGGCCUCAAGACCAUGGAGAAGGUGCUUCCAGAGGAGCAGUAUGGCAUCUUCUGUUCUCAGCUCUACCGGGACGUCUUCGAAGACGUGGAUGGAGAUGGCAAGCUCGACUCUGUUUCCAAGGUGAAGGCCUCUGUUUUGGAGUUCUUCGAGAUUCCCGAGGACUUGAAGAAGCGGCGCAAGCAGGCAGGAUCUGGUGGAAUGCCACUGGAACUAAGUGCCGGCAACUUGUCCCAGUACUUCUUCAAGAUUGAUUUCGUCAAGAAGGUGGCGCAGCUGCACUGGAAGAAGUGGCACCUCAUCCCAAAGGCCAUCCCCUACAUGGACUUGAAGCUUGGACACAAGGUGGAGCCUCCAAAGCAGGACCGGAACGCCAGGAGGAUGGAGAUGUUCAUCUUUGAUGCAUUCCAGCUCUGCAAAAGUGUGGUGGGCCUGCAGGCAGGUUCCACGGACAGAAUAUGCACUGGUCAAGAACGUCUCGGGGCCCAGCUCGCCGCAGACGGCAGUGCAGGCACAACAGUUCUUGCUGCCUCAUGCUCCGUUGCAAAGACAUUUUGUGAUAUCCUGAUGCUUCCACAGGCAGUGGGGCAGCUCCACCAGCAGUGGAUCAUUCGUGCAGGAGGAGAGUUUGUAGAUAAAAAGGUGGCCGGGGAAACGGAGGACCUGAAGUGUGAAAUCUCGCCCCUGGUCUCUUACGACGGUGAGGACUUGGAGGGUCAUUUCCUGAAGCCUUUGGCGCUUCCAUUUUAUCUGCCAUCACAGAUGGAGUUCACAGACUUCUCGGCAGCAACUGCACCCCUGGCGAGAAGGCCUUCCACCCACUACUUGGAUUGGCAGUCAGACAUAAUCCGUCACGAGCUGGAAGUGGAACUGCAUGCGCAGCUGGGAAAUGUGUUGGAGAUGAUGGAAGAUCCCAAAAAGUACGAAUACCAUGGGGAGCGAGCAGCUAACGAAGAGGAAACGCUGCCACCCACGCCUCGCGACACAGGGCCAAAGAGGCCCGGAGCCGCAGGGCGAGAGGUCGCGCAAGGAUCUGGAAGUGCACGAAAAGAUUCGAAGCAGGCCGAGACAAAUGAUCCUUCAGAGCCACUUACCGCCCUUGAGGGGCCACCGACGGACACGUACAUGGAUCCUAAGAAAACAAUUAACAGCGAGAAGCGUCAGAAGUACUGGGGCCGAGCAGCGCACGUGGCAGUGCACGUGGCGGCGGCAGCGGAUCUCCUGGCGAAUGAUUUGCCAUCAUAUGCCAGUGUGCACAGUAGCUUUGGCUUUGCGCACUUCAGCGGUUAUGGUGACUUUCUGCGCGCGCGCGGCCAGCUCUCUGAAGCGGAGGAGACGCCACUGGCCACCCCUUCAGCGACACCCGGCCGCGGGGCCAUGGACAGCAGCGGUCGCUUCCACAAAGCGCCCAGAGUACUAGUGGUCCGCGAGAUUGCACCCGCUGGCCUCCUUGCUGCAUGGAACCGAGCACAUCCCGGCAGUGAGGUUGUUUCCUUUGACCGCGUGUAUGCUGUCAACGGCAAGACUCGGGUUGAGGACAUGCAGCAAGAGCUCCGCAAAAGCGCGAUGAUCGUCCUGAAGAUUGUUCGCUACCCGCAGAUGUUCGCAGUGGAGCUGCGGGGCGACACGCAGGGACCAGUGCCCAUCGGAGUUCGCGUGGAGAGGCCACCGAGCGACUUUGCGCCGGAGCUGAAAGUCACCGAGGUGGCAAGCGACGGUGCCCUAGAGCAGUUCAACCUGGCGCAGAUCAGGAUGGGCCGCUUUCACUUGGUCGUGCUGCCUGGGAUGUUUAUCCGGAAAGCCAAUCAGACACAAGGCGACCCCGACAGUAUGGAGAAGAUUGUCGCCGGAACGACACCCGUCACGCUUUUCAUCCGACGCGGUGACCAGAUGAUCAGCAGGGAUAUCCCUCGCACGAGAUCCAUGAGGCUUUCGGGGCUGGGGUCGUUGCUUGAGGACGGCGCCUUCGCAUGCAAAGCUAUAUUUCAGCCAUCUUAUGGAUUAUGCAGGAUCCGAGCCUGGGUUCACAAAAUUUCAACCAAUUUCGGCUUCUUUACUUGGCGUGGCGUGCAGCAAGGACCUACUUGCUUGCUUCACCGUUACAAUAGAUGA
Messenger RNA from Symbiodinium necroappetens, 5364 nucleotides. NCBI's taxonomy places the organism in Eukaryota, Dinophyceae, Suessiales, Symbiodiniaceae. The record is from the annotation of a GenBank genome assembly.